UUGUCUCCCUCCCUCGUUCCUCGCGGUCUUUGAGGGGAGGGCUUCGCCCCCUCCCCCCGGUUCUUUUUCUUCCCUCCCCCACGCCCUCACAACUCCCGUGGCAUCCUUCUUCGGGAGAGGAACAUGGAGGCGGCCCGGGCAGGACACCUGUUCCAGCACUUAAUUGAAACACUGAGUGACGAUGCAGACAAAAAGUUCUACAACAUUGCUAAACUAGGAGGCACCAAAUAUGAUCUCUUGCCUUACACCAUACGGGUCAUGUUGGAGACGGCUGUCCGCAACUGGGAUGGUUUCCUAGUGAAAGAAGGAGACGUGAUGAAUAUCCUGGACUGGCCAGCCAAACAGAACAAUGUUGAAGUGCCCUUUUGUCCUGCCAGAGUCCUGCUCCAAGAUUUCACUGGGAUUCCUGCAAUGGUGGAUUUUGCUGCCAUGAGGGAAGCGGUGAAGAACCUCGGAGGAGAUCCCACGCGAGUCCAUCCGGUCUGCCCUACGGAUCUUACCGUGGACCAUUCUUUGCAGAUUGACUUCAACAAAUGUGCAAUACAGAACACUCCAAAUCCCGGAGGCGGCGAUCCCCCACGGCCCCCUCCCUCAAAACUCUCCCCGCUCAAAGCUCCUCGGAAGCUGCCGUGCCGAGGCCAGUCCAGCUGCAAAGGACCGUGCGACGGAGAAUCAAAGCGGAACCCGGGGCAGCUUUCUGUGCAGAUUGAGAACACGCCCCUCUUGUGUCCUUUUCAUCUUCAACCAGUGCCUGAGCCUGAAACAGUAUUUAAGAAUCAAGAGAUAGAAUUUGGAAGAAAUAAAGAGAGACUCCAGUUUUUUAAGUGGGGUUCCAAAGUUUUCAGAAAUGUCUCGGUAAUUCCUCCCGGGACAGGAAUGGUCCAUCAGAUGAAUCUGGAACACCUGUCAAGAGUAGUGUUUGAUGUCAAAAACUUCCUCUAUCCCGACAGUGUUAUUGGCACAGAUUCUCACACAACCAUGGUGAACGGCUUGGGAAUCCUGGGAUGGG
Thamnophis sirtalis is the source of this 1009-nucleotide messenger RNA. The record is from RefSeq and is a predicted model, not a curated record. Lineage: Eukaryota; Metazoa; Chordata; Lepidosauria; Squamata; Natricidae.